AUGACUAUGCAACCUAUAUUGGAGAUUGAACUAUUUGAUGUAUGGGGAUUAGAAUUUAUGGGUCCAUACCCUUCUUCCUAUAGUAACCUUUUCAUUCUAGCUAUUAUAGACUAUGUUUCCAAAUGGGAGGAAGUUGUAGCAUUGCUGAAUAGAUCUCAGUUUAUUGGUCAUCAAGUUGCUAGAGCAUUGAAAAGAUAUGGUGUGAACCAUAAGAUCGCUACAACAUACCAUCCCCAAUCCAAUGGCCAGGCAGAGGUAUCUAAUCAAGAGAUCAAACAAAUUCUUGAGAAUGUUGUGAAUCCUUCUAGACAACAUUGGUCACAACGCCUUGAAAAACCUUUAUGGGCCUAUAGAACUGCAUAUAAUACUUCACUAGGGAUGUCACCUUAUCAUCUUGUCUAUGGAAAAGCUUGUCACCUACCCGUCGAGCUAGAGUAUAAGGUAAUGUGGGUGUUAAAGCAGCUGAACUUUGAUCUCUAUGCUGUAGGAAAACAACAAAUGUUGGAAAUUAAUGAAUUAGAGGAGCUUCACUACAAUGCUUAUGAGAACUCACGUAUUUACGAGGAUAAGAGUAAGAAGUGGCAUGAUCAACAUAUUCUACCAAGGGAAUUCCAUGCUGGAUAG
Messenger RNA from Hibiscus syriacus, 624 nucleotides. RefSeq lists its product as uncharacterized. The coding region runs from base 1 to 624 and encodes 207 amino acids. The transcript has 2 exons. Gene Ontology annotation, molecular function: nucleic acid binding. The record is from RefSeq and is a predicted model, not a curated record. Lineage: Eukaryota; Viridiplantae; Streptophyta; Magnoliopsida; Malvales; Malvaceae. Gene Ontology annotation, biological process: DNA integration.